Debaryomyces tyrocola is the source of this 198-nucleotide messenger RNA. The record is from the annotation of a GenBank genome assembly. Lineage: Eukaryota; Fungi; Ascomycota; Pichiomycetes; Serinales; Debaryomycetaceae.
AUGUCUAUCGACGAAGUAAGUUCUUCAUUUGGUCAAAAUCAGUCAUCGUACGGUCAGCUGGAUGACUAUAAUCGGAUGAAGAAUUAUAUGAACGAGCAGAAAUACGGGGGAGCAUUUAAUGUUUAUAAUGGGUUAUUACUCUUGAACCGGAACUACAACAAAUUUGAGGUGCGAAGAAACCAAAGCGAUGGGAUAUGA